UCAAACCAUCUUUAAAUUGGGUCACACAGUUUGUCUGUCCGUGCGCCCAUUGGCUGGGGAAACAGAGCACGGAGUGAGGUGACCACAUUCGCGCUGUUUGUGGUUCAGUCUUGAACUGUUAUAAACUCAGCUCACAACAAAACCCGGGCUCGAGUGGAUUGUCGAGAGAGAGAGAGAGAGAGAGAAAGCAGCUCCGGAAAUAACCUCAUCUGCAGCAGCAGCAGCAGCAGCAACAGCUUAAUCUAGGGACCACCUCAUGAACCGUUCCUGCUUCCCAACCUACCACCUUCUGGCCAAUCCUCGGAUCACCAGCCUCUAUUGACGGGCAGAAAGAUUUUGUCCGAGAUUUCCCUUGUAUCACCUCCUCCCCAUUCCGUGGUGGCUGGGUGUGUGUGCGUUAGUGAGUGCAGGAACAAGAGAGACUCGAGGCACAGCAUGGCCUGGCCAACAAGCCACCUCCGUGACUAGAAGAUCCGUCUGGACAAAAAAAAUGCUGAGAACAUCCAUCCAGGAUACUACAAACUCCGAGGAACAAAUGAGUCCCUACAGCCCACAAAGGCAACUGUGCAAUGGAGGAUAUCGCCGGCCUUGGCAGGAGGAGAACCAGGGCAAGCCAGCGACUCCAGCUAAACUCAGUCUGUUCGACAAGCUGCUGCUGUCCCACCAGGUUUGGCUGCAGCUGGGAGUCGACCCGGAGCAAGUCAAGGAGAUCCUUAGAUGCCAGCCCGCCGGGGCAUUUUUGGUUUGGAGUAAUAAUGGUGGGAAGCAUAAGAUACUGACAGUUCGCCUGGACCACCAGACUUGUGAGACAGAGGACUUUAUUGUCAAAGAAAAUGGUUCAGUUUAUUACCUGGAACAUUCCUACCUGGGAUUCACCAGCAUCUUCCAGCUGAUUGGCUACUACUGUGUUAGCAGGGAUGUCCUGCCCUCUCGGCUGCUGCUGCCAUUUGCCAUCCUAUGCUCGACCGACAAGGAGGAACUGGAGAGGAUCUCGGUACUCGGCAUGCAGUUUUGGGAUCAGCCGAUGAACCAGCAACAAGGCUCGUGUGGGUCGGCGGUGAUCGAACCCGCGCCGACCACGCAGCUCCUGAAGCAGCAACAGCUGCCUAUGUGCUCCAUCCAGGUGACCGGCGAGAACGGGGCGCUGUUCUUCAUCAACCCGCUCUUCCUGAAGGAACACGGCGACGGCUGGCUGGGCCAGGGCUCUCCCUGCAGCCUCCGGCGAUCCAAGGUAGCCACUAAAUGCAGGAAGCGCUCGGCGGGAGCCGCCAGGGACCCCGGCUCCCCGCACAAGCAGCCGGAGAUCUUAGAGAGGAAUGACAGCGAGAAGUCGGAUUCAGGGAGGAGCGUAGAUGAAGACGAGAUGUUUAAAGUUCCCCACCCUGAGCCUAACCCGGAGCUUCGUUCUACGGUGUUGAGGAGAAAGCUCUUCACCCAGCGAGCGGCCUGGAGCUGGGGAGAGGAUUUGGAAACGGAUACUGGGGAGCGGCGAGAAGAGGCGGCCGAGUCCCUGUGUCCCGGGGAACGGGGAACAGCGAUGGCCAGAGACAGCUCCACAUUGCCCCCUUACUUCCGAGCCUCGUGGGCAGAGACCGGAGCGCCAAGGGGCUCGUCCACGCUCCGCAAGGCUCACUCCGAGACGUCUCUGCUGGCUUGCGACAGCCCCACGCUGCCGCCCAUCUCCGAGCUGGACUCCUUGUCUAUCAGCAGCGUGGAGGAGGAGAGCGGGGGGUCGCUGCUCCUGCCGUCUCGGCACCGCCACAAACGCCACUCGCACGCCCUGACCAACAAGGUGAUGAACCGCCUGUCGGCCGUCAGCCACGCCUUCGGCGGCCUGGUGUCGCCCGACCGUCGCGUCAGGAACAGGAUCGAGGAGCUGGGCCACAACAAGGGCUGCUACUUCGGCAGCCUGGUCCAAGGCUUCGUUUCCUACACCGCGCAGAGCGGCAACAAGCACGCCAGCAGCACCGAGAUGUUGCAGGGAGUCCAACAAAUGAUCACCAGCCUCCGUAACUACCUGACACAGAGCUCCGAGCUCACUCACAUCCUCGACCAGAGCGACCAGGAGGACUGUGACACAGAGAUGUCCAUCCAAAAGGCCCUGCAUAAGUGCGUGCUGAAGCCACUGAGAGACCACAUCUACUCCUGCCUGGCCGACUUCCACAGCAAGGAUGGCUCCCUGAGGAAGCUGACGGAUAACCAGCUGGUUCUGCAGACCCAGAGUUUGGCCCAGCUGGGUGUGAUGGCCAGCGUGCCCGAUGCCCCAGCCCUGGAGAAGAUCCAGCAGCGGCUAAGCGCCAUGCACCUGGCCUACUCACCCUUCAAGAAAGUGGCACAACUCCUGAAAGCCUGCAAGCUCAUCUACGAGGCGAUGUCUGCAACAUCAGGGAAGCCCUACGGAGCGGAUGACUUCCUGCCGGUGCUGACCUACGUGCUGGCCACCAGCAACCUGACCCACCUCAGCCUGGACGUGGAGUACAUGAUGGAGCUACUGGACCAGAGCCAGCUUCAGGGAGAAGGGGGAUAUUACUUGACCACCAUGUUUGGCGCUCUGUUCCACAUCAGCACCUUCCAGCCCAAGUUGUUGAGCCGGCAGAUGAGUGAUGAAGCCAAGUCGUCCCUGUACCAGUGGAGGCGGAGGAGAACGCUGCACCACAACCAAUCCCGCCGACGAUCAGCACAGGAUUUGCUGAAGGUUUACCUGCAUGAGCGGGGUGGUAACCAGAUCACCGUGCUGGCACCAUCGCAUGUGACGGUGGUGGAGGUGUGCAAGGCGUGCGCCGAGAGGUUUGAGGUUGCGGACCCCGAGAGCUACGGCCUGUUUGUGGAGCACGGCGGCGUGUACCAGCCGCUGGAGCAAGACGCCUGCCCCCAGCUGGUCAAACAGGAAGCCCAGAAGGACCAGCCCGGCUUUAGUUUCGUCUACAGGGUGACGGGAGGGGGCGAACCGCAGCCGUCUCCACCAGAGGAGGAGUUGACCCCCUUGUGAGAUGUCCCCACCCUGCCCCGUCCCACCCCACACCACCCCUGGACAAAGCCAAGCCACAACCUGGAUAGUCACAGAUUCUUGAUGGGUCGGGUGUCAGGGGUUGUGGGGAGAAGGCAGGAGAAUGGGGUUGGGAGGGAGAGAUAGAUCAGCCUUGGUGAAUGGUGGUGUAGACUUGAUGGGCCGAAUGGCCCAACUCUGCUCCGAGAACAUAUUGAGGCACUGCAAGUCGGAGGAAGCACAGCGGAGGCUGUGGGGCAUAGACCUGGAGCGGCGGCGUCAGACUGGGAACAACAGGAGGCCAUUCGGCCCUCAAGCCGCCUGCUAGCACUCACCUGCUCCACCAAGCUGAGCAACGGCUCGCAUCAUCUGCGUUCCCCACGUUCCAUUUCACACACCAGUAGGUUAGAGUUAUCGAGUUGUACAGCAUGGAAACAGGCCCUUCGGCCCAACUCGUCCAAGAUGCCCCAUCACCAGCCACCAGCUGGCGCUCCUGUAGAGUGUGCAACUCACAAUGCAAGUUCAGUCCUGACCUCCGAUGCUGUCUGUGAGGAGUUUGCAUGACUUUGUGCUGCUGCUUCAGCUACCAACCUAGACAACUUGGUUUACUUAUUCCCCAAGUGCUGGAGUAACACAGCAGGUCAGGCAGCAUCUGUGGAGAACAUGGAUAGGUGACGUUUCACAGAGUGCUGGAGUAACUCAGCGGGUCAGGCAACAUCUGUGGAGAACAUGGAUAGGUGACGUUUCACAGAGUGCUGGAGUAACUCAGCGGAUCAGGCAGCAUCUGUGGAGAACAUGGAUAGGUGACGUUUCACAGAGUGCUGGAGUAACUCAGCGGGUCAGGCAGCAUCUGUGGAGAACAUGGAUAGGUGACGUUUCACAGAGUGCUGGAGUAACUCAGCGGGUCAGGCAGCAUCUGUGGAGAACAUGGAUAGGUGACGUUUUGGGUUGGGACACUUAUUAAGAAAAAGGGGUCGGCCAUUUAGGACUGAGAUGAGGAAAAACCUUUUCAGCCAGAGAGUUGUGAAUCUGUGGAAUUCUCUGCUGCAGAAGGCAGUGGAGGCCGAUUCACUGGAUGUUUUCAAGAUAGAGUUAGAUAGAGCCCUUAGGGCUAAGAGAAUCAAGGGGUGUGGGGAGAAGCGCAGGAACAGUAUACUGAUUGGGGAUAAUCAGCCAUGAUCAUAUUGUAUGGCAGUGCAGACUCGAAAGGGUGAAUGGCCUACUCCUGCACCUAUUUUCUGUGUUUCUUCAGACUACUUUACCUAUGCCCUGUCAGUCAAUGGACAAUUCAUUGAUGCAGGGAGCAAGAGGGGAUUCACACCAAUCUGUGCUAGAGGCCAGACUGUUUGUGCCAAGUGGACAUAUACGGUGACAUACAGCCUUGUACAGCAGAGAAAUACUGGAUGAUGUUUAAAGUGUUACAGAUGCAGCAUUUGUGUAGAAAUGUUCAACUUGCCACAGCCAUACAGAUAAAUUAUAUAUUUUGCUUUUAUAACUUGCUACAUGCAGCACAUUGUAAAGAUUCUUAAAUAAAUGUAAA
Molecule: messenger RNA, 4526 nt
Organism: Leucoraja erinaceus (little skate)
Lineage: Eukaryota; Metazoa; Chordata; Chondrichthyes; Rajiformes; Rajidae
Product: ras and Rab interactor 3-like
Biological process (GO): vesicle-mediated transport; signal transduction
Cellular component (GO): endocytic vesicle; cytosol
Molecular function (GO): small GTPase binding; guanyl-nucleotide exchange factor activity
Source: RefSeq, a predicted model, not a curated record